Molecule: messenger RNA, 2936 nt
Organism: Chelmon rostratus (copperband butterflyfish)
Lineage: Eukaryota; Metazoa; Chordata; Actinopteri; Chaetodontiformes; Chaetodontidae
Gene: dkk2
Product: dickkopf WNT signaling pathway inhibitor 2
Exons: 4
Coding region: 355-1095 (246 amino acids)
Biological process (GO): multicellular organism development; negative regulation of canonical Wnt signaling pathway
Cellular component (GO): extracellular region
Molecular function (GO): co-receptor binding; receptor antagonist activity
Source: RefSeq, a predicted model, not a curated record
UCACAGCCAGACAGAGACAGAGCGGAAACCUCUUGUCAAGUUUCUUUCUGACCCUGAGAGCAUCAGCGUUUUAACAGAUUCACGUCUUCAUUGUUUCCCUUCCACACUGGGCUCUCUGUGUGUUCCAGAUAGCUGUGUCGAUGGCAGUCAUUCCUCUCAAUAUCUGAUUUUCAGGAACAAAAACUUGGCCUCAUCACUAGUCUCUGUAUCGCAGUCGGGCAGGCGUGACGCAUGGACACUGGCCGGGCGCACACUUCUCAUUGAGAAACCUCAUUUUUUGCGGCACAAAGUUAAGAUUAUUGAAGUGUUUCAGAUUUUUUUGAUUUUUGGUACUACAGUAUUUUUUUUUCAAGGAUGCUCGUCUUAACGUGGAAUAGAUGCUGUGUCGUGAUGUUUCUCGUCGCUGCACUGAAGACGGGGACAUCCCAGGUAUCCGAGGCGCGCCCGAAGGCGAACUCCAUCAAGCCAGCUCUGUCGGAAGAGACACCUACACCCGCUACAAACCGCUCCACCACUGCCCACAGCGGGAUCACCAAGAAAUAUAACAUCCUUACGCAGCAGGUGUAUCCGUGCAGCAACGAUAAGGAGUGCAGCGUGGGAAGCUACUGCCACAGCCCUCAACAGGCUCCGUCCCGCUGCCUCACCUGCCGCAGGAGGAAGAAGCGCUGCCAUCGAGAUGCCAUGUGCUGUCCCGGGAACCGCUGCAGUAACUAUAUUUGUGUCCCAAUCUCUGAGAGUGUGCUGUCGCCUCACAUCUCAGCUUUGGACGAGCAUAACAAACUCUCCACCAAGGAGCAGAACUGGAGGAAGAGUGGGAAGGCGCACGCGAAGCAUUCUCUGAAAGGGCACGAGGGCGACCCUUGCCUGCGCUCGUCCGAUUGUUCGGAGGGCUACUGCUGCGCCCGCCAUUUCUGGACCAAAAUCUGCAAGCCGGUGCUGAGGCAGGGAGAGGUGUGCACCAAGCAGAGGAAGAAAGGUUCUCACGGCUUGGAAAUCUUCCAGCGCUGCGACUGUGCCAAGGGCCUUUCCUGCAAGGUGUGGAAAGACGCCACCUCCUCGUCCAAGUCCAGGCUCCACAUGUGCCAGAAGAUCUAAAGUGCAGGCAGCUGCUGUCGGCGUAGAGGCCUCUGUCUCCAUCUGCCAGGGAAAGUUUUUUAAAGGAUGGGUUGUGGCUGUAUUGAAAGGAGUAAAAGACAGAGACUAACAAGAGACAGAACAGACUGUGUGGGUUCAAGCUCGCUAUUCGGCAAGCGGAGAGCAAAUGGGAUUGCUUUAAUGUGUUUACUGUGAGUGGUCCAUCCCUGCACCCACAUACAAACACGCACCCUCACACACACACACACACACACACACACACACACAAGCGCACACACAUCUCGUGGGCUCGAGAGAUCAGAGAGUUCAUGGUGUGCUUGCUCACAAAUACGACAAACUUUUUACACGACAUUCAGGGAGCCACGAAGUUAGCCGGUAGAUGCUGUGAUAGGUGUGGACCUUCUCCAGAUGGAGGCGACAGACGUAGCCGUCUUUCAACGAGCUUCAACGUAUAAUAAUAAGACAGAUAGACUAUUUACAGACAAGCCAUAUUUGCAGCGCGCAGUACAAACUUUACCAAACUCCAGCGUUUCUUUACCGGAUCUGAAUUUUGCCUUCAUGUCUCGUCUGUGUCGUCAGAUCUCUGAAUCUCCCUCCUCAUGUUGUUUAAGUCUUGAAGAAUUCAACUAUUCCUACGCAAGACAUUGACAGCCAGUAACGAUGUCCAGACCCACCAAACACCGCUCAUAUCAUAUGAGGAACUAAUUGCACACACUGUUUACUCCAGCGCUCGACUUGUGUACUGUAACAGCAUCCCGAGACUCCGGCGCGAAGCAUUAUGCUCUUAAAACCAAAGAAUGCAAGAACAUUUCCAUCAGAGUGAUGAGUUUCAUCUGGGACAUUAGCUCGAUUUUCAGCCACAAGAAGAGAGAUAAUGUAUUGUGUCCGUCGUGGAAACCUCGUUUGAUCUGUCAGAUACAGCUGCAGUCCAUUGUGAUACAACUGUGUGGGUUAGAACAGUUCGCACUGAGGUGCAGUCGUGCUCUGCUGCAGACCUAGCGGAGGACGGUUCUGCUUUUCCAAUCACAUGAACGGGAUUCAAGGAUACGAUGGAAGUGCAAUUUUUUCCGUUUACAAAGCCAGUAGGAAAGGAGACGCGAGAAGAUUGAUUAGAGUUACAAAAACGCUCCGUAAAGCUGAAGUGUUCAAAGAGAAUCGCAGUUUGAAUCAACGUUUUGUUGCUGGCACGCAGCCCUGUUUAUUUUCCUGUUUCUCAAGCAUGACUGCAUUCUUUCUUCUCAUGAAAUACUGUGUAGUUUUAUUGUACUGGAGGUGAGGCAAAGCCCCCCCCCCCCCGUACAACUUCUUUAAACAACCACUCCUUACCUACAUAGUCAAUAUAAUAUCAUGUUUGCCUCUUUUUGCUUUAAUGUUUUUAGAGCAUCAACUACACAUAUUUUGUAACCAUUUAUCAAUAAGCUCUUAUAUUGUAAAUAGAUUGGAAACAAUGAAAGUGUAUUUAAGAAUCAGUGUAUAUCGUGUACAUAUAAUAAAAAUAUGAAUCUUAAACGUUGCAGCAAAAUGAUCUAGGUGAGAAGAGUAACGAGGGAUGAAAUGGGACGAGCACAGCUGGAUAGACUCUAAAUAAUGUAGUGAAGCGGUAAAAGCUGUGUGUGUAGACAAAGGGAACGGCGUAGAUAGCUUUGACUGACGUUAUGGACUGGAUGCAUCAAAAGGGUAAAUCCAAAAGUAGAGACAAGCACAUUAUUUUCCAAAAUAGUUUGUGUAAAUGGCGUGUAAAUGGUGUCAAGAUUUAUAUCCCACUAAAUAUUGUUUGUGUUAAUACUUUGAUUUGUUUUGUGUAUUUACAGUGAUGAAUGAAUAAAAGAAUGUAUUUUGUA